This is a messenger RNA of Xenopus laevis (African clawed frog), 997 nucleotides long. It is a transcript of the gene or13ar1.L, whose product is annotated as olfactory receptor 1-like. The transcript has a single exon. NCBI's taxonomy places the organism in Eukaryota, Metazoa, Chordata, Amphibia, Anura, Pipidae. The record is from RefSeq and is a predicted model, not a curated record. Bases 5 to 997 code for a protein of 330 amino acids.
GUUAAUGUACAUUGAUUCAUUCAAAAGAAUGUUUUCACUGUAUAAAACAAUGUUGCAAAACAAAACAUAUUUCGAAGACUUCCAUAUUUUGGCAUUCUCCAACAAUCCAGAGAGACGGCCUCUUCUUUUUCUAGUAUUUUUCUUGAUCUACUUGAUCGGGGUACUUGGGAACAUUGUUUUAAUUAUGGUCACAUUUAUGGACGCUCAAUUGCAUACCCCUAUGUACUUCUUUCUUUGCAACCUUUCCACAGUUGACAUCAUUUUCACCACUGCCACCCUAUCAAAACUGAUGGAUAUUUUGCUUUCUGGGAACACAUCCAUGUCCAUCACGCAAUGCUUCAGCCAAUUGUUCUUCUUCAUAUUUGCAGCAAGCACUGAAGAUACCUUGCUGCCAACCAUGGCCUACGAUCGUUAUAUUGCCAUUUCCCACCCCUUACACUAUAACUCUAUCAUGACUAAUAAAUCAUGUGUCAUGCUUUUAAUUGCCAACUGGAUAUCUGGGUGUUUGAACUCAUUAACUCUGACUCUUGCAGCAUCCCGUUUAACUCUGUGUCAGUCAAAUAAAAUACAGCACUUCUUCUGUGAUAUUAAAGCCCUGCAGAAAAUAUCCUGCCCCGACAUAAAGUUUCUCAUCAUUAUCUAUGCCGAGGCAAUUAUACUAGGACUCCUACCAUUUAUACUAAGUUUAACAUCCUACAUCAAAAUAAUAAAGAUCAUUCUGAGCAUUAAGUCAAAAACUGGUAGAAGAAAAGCCUUCUCCACCUGCUCUUCGCACUUCACUGUUCUUGUCAUUUUCUAUGGGGCUGCAAUGUGCAUGUAUAUGAGGCCACCCUCAGAACAUUCAGAAGGAUUUGAUCAGGUAUUUUCGCUGCUCUUUGUAGCUGUAACACCGUUUUUAAACCCACUUAUUUAUAGUUUAAGAAAUAAGGAAGUAAAAGGGGCUUUAAUGAGGUUAGUAGGACUUAAGAAAAGUGAUCCAAAAUUGUUCAAAACAUAG